This is a messenger RNA of Pseudonaja textilis, 7793 nucleotides long. It is a transcript of the gene ARHGAP5, whose product is annotated as Rho GTPase activating protein 5. The record is from RefSeq and is a predicted model, not a curated record. Gene Ontology annotation, cellular component: cytosol. Gene Ontology annotation, molecular function: GTPase activity; GTPase activator activity; GTP binding. Gene Ontology annotation, biological process: Rho protein signal transduction; regulation of cell size. Lineage: Eukaryota; Metazoa; Chordata; Lepidosauria; Squamata; Elapidae.
CGGGCGAGAACAGGGAGGGGGGAGGGAAGGCAGGGAAAGCUGCUGAGGUAAAGUUCGAGGUGGGGGCGGGGAACGGAGAGGGGGGCGCCGAAUGUCUCUGUGAGAGUGAAAGAGAGAGAGAGAGAGAAAGGGAGAGACGUGGGUCCAUCAGCGAACCCAGUGCUGGGGAGGCUUAGCCGCCGCCAUUACGAAGCCGGGAACACCGAGAGAGGAGGGAGGAGAUAUGAAGAUGGGGCGAGAGUUGUGAGAGGGGCUGCGACCAGAAGGGGAACGGCGGCCGCUGGCGCGGAGCGAGAGUUCCGGGAAUGCUGCUGUUCUCUCUGUGGAAAAGCCGGAGACCGAGAUCUUUUCAUCACUGAAAUGUGUGACAUUGCGAUACUUUGCAAGAGCUUGGCAUCCAUCUUCUUGCAUUUUUUUCUGUAAGGAAUCAUGGAGCAAUUGAUCUGGAGCACCCACUUUUAUUGCAAUCAUGAGGAUUUAAGAACUGAAAAUGAUUUUGAACUUUGGAGAUAAAAUUUUAGUAUGUGGCAUCAUUUUAAAGAAUGAGCAUUGCACCCAGCUGUGUUGGUGAAUUCAGAAGGAUGAGAAGAACACUAUGAUGGCAAAGAACAAAGAGCCUCGUCCCCCAGCCUAUGCUGUUAGUGUGGUUGGACUUUCUGGGACUGAAAAAGACAAAGGAAACUGUGGAGUUGGAAAAUCAUGUUUGUGCAAUAGAUUUGUGCGGUCAAAAGCAGAUGAAUAUUACCCUGAACAUACCUCUGUGCUUAGCACAAUUGACUUUGGUGGUCGUGUUGUUAAUAAUGAUCACUUUUUAUACUGGGGUGAUGUAAUACAGUGUGGAGAGGAUGGAGUAGAUUGCAAAAUUCAUGUUAUUGAACAAACUGAGUUCAUUGAUGAUCAGACAUUUCUGCCUCAUCGUAGUACAAACUUACAACCUUAUAUAAAGCGUGCAGCUGCAACCAAAUUGCAGUCAGCAGAAAAACUUAUGUAUAUUUGCACAGAUCAGCUUGGUUUAGAACAAGACUUUGAGCAAAAGCAAAUGCCUGAAGGAAAGCUAAGUAUUGAUGGAUUUUUAUUAUGUAUUGAUGUAAGCCAAGGAUGCAAUAGGAAGUUUGAUGACCAACUUAAAUUUGUAAAUAACCUCUAUAUUCAGCUUUCAAAAUCUAAAAAACCUAUAAUUAUAGCAGCAACUAAAUGUGAUGAAUGUGUGGACCAUUAUUUACGAGAAGUUCAAGCUUUUGCUUCAAAUAAGAAGAACCUUCUUGUAGUAGAAACAUCUGCAAGAUUCAAUGUUAAUGUGGAGACAUGUUUCACUGCACUGAUACAAAUGAUGGAUAAAACUCGUGGCAAGCCUAAAAUAAUCCCUUAUUUAGAUGCCUAUAAAACACAAAGGCAAGUUGCUGUUACAUCAACAGAUAAGUUUGAGAAACUUGUGCAGACUGUGAGAGACUAUCAUGCCACAUGGAAGACUGUUAGUAACAAACUGAAAAAUCAUCCUGAUUAUGAGGAUUACAUUAAUUUAGAGGGAACAAACAAAGCCCAGAAUACAUUUUCAAAACACAUUGAGCAACUUAAGCAAGAACAUAUAAGAAAAAGAAGAGAUGAAUAUAUUAAUACAUUACCAAGAGCAUUUAACACACUUCUGUCAAACCUUGAAGAGAUUGAACAUUUGAGUUGGCCUGAAGCUUUGAAAUUAAUGGAAAAAAAACAAGAUUUCCAUUUAUUCUUUGUGGUGCUGGAAAAAACACCCUGGUAUGAAACUGACCAUAUAGACAAAGUAAAUGACAGGAGAAUUCCAUUUGACCUUUUGAGCAUGCUUGAAGCUGAAAAGGUAUAUCAAAAUCAUGUGCAACAUUUAAUAUCAGAAAAAAGGAGAGUUGAAAUGAAGGAAAAGUUCAAAAAAACACUUGAAAAAAUUCAGUUCAUUUCUCCUGGGCAACCCUGGGAAGAAGUUAUGUGCUUUGUAAUGGAAGAUGAAGCUUUUAAAUAUAUUACAGAAGCUGACAGUAAAGAAGUAUAUAGUAGGCAUCAACGGGAAAUAGUCGAAAAAGCCAAAGAGGAAUUUCAGGAAAUGCUUUUUGAACAUUCAGAACUCUUUUAUGACCUGGAUUUGAAUGCAACACCUAGUUCUGACAAAAUGAGUGAAAUUCAUGCAGUUCUUAGUGAAGAGCCUAGAUACAAAGCUUUACAGAAACUUGCACCUGAUAGAGAGUCACUUCUGCUUAAACAUAUUGGUUUUGUAUAUCAUCCCACUAAAGAAACAUGUCUCAGUGGCCAAAGCUGUAUGGAUAUUAAAGUGGAACACUUACUUGCUAGAAGCCUCCUGCAAUUGGACCAUGGUCGUUCAAAUUUUUAUCAUGAUAGUGCCAACAUCGAUAAAGUUAAUAUUUUCAUUUUGGGUAAAGAUGGUCUUGCACAAGAAUUGGCAAAUGAAAUUCGGACACAGUCUACUGAUGAUGAAUAUGCCUUAGAUGGAAAAAUAUAUGAACUUGAUCUCAGACCAGUUGAUGCUAAGUCACCUUACCUUCUAAGCCAAUUAUGGACUUCAGCCUUCAAACCUCAUGGAUAUUUCUGUGUGUUUAAUUCAAUUGAAUCACUUAAUUUUAUUGGUGAAUCCAUUGGAAAAAUCAGGACUGAAGCUUCUCAAAUAAGAAGAGAUAAGUACAUGGCCAACCUUCCAUUUACUCUAAUAUUGGCCAAUCAACGAGAAAGUGUUAGCAAAAAUUUACCUAUUCUAAGACAUCAGGGGCAGCAGUUAGCAAACAAGUUGCAGUGUCCUUUUAUUGAUGUGCCUGCUGGUACUUAUCCACGUAAAUUUAAUGAGGCUCAGAUAAAGCAAGCAUUGAGGAGUGUUCUGGAUGCAGUUAAACACAAUUUUGAUGUUGUAAGCCCUAUUCCUACAAUUAAAGAUCUUUCAGAAGCUGACUUAAGAAUUGUUAUGUGUGCUAUGUGUGGAGAUCCAUUCAGUGUAGAUCUUAUUCUUUCACCAUUCCUUGAUUCGCAUUCUUGUAGUGCUGCUCAGGCUGGUCAGAAUAAUUCCCUAAUGCUAGAUAAAAUUAUAGGUGAAAAACGGAGGCGAAUACAGAUUACAAUAUUAUCAUAUCAUUCUUCAAUUGGUGUAAGAAAAGAUGAACUUGUUCAUGGCUAUAUACUAGUUUAUUCUGCUAAACGGAAAGCAUCUAUGGGAAUGCUUCGAGCAUUUCUUUCAGAAGUGCAAGAUACUAUUCCUGUACAAUUAGUAGCUGUUACCGAUAGUCAAGCAGACUUCUUUGAGAAUGAGGCUAUCAAGGAAUUGAUGACUGAAGGUGAACAUAUAGCAACUGAAAUUACUGCUAAAUUUACAGCUCUGUAUUCAUUAUCUCAAUAUCACCGUCAGACUGAGGUUUUCACCUUGUUCUUUAGUGAAGUCUUGGAGAAGAAAAACAUGAUUGAAAACUCUUAUAUCUCUGAUAGUACACGAGAGACAACGCACACAAAUGAAGAUGUUUUCUUGCAUUCUCCUAGAGCAAGUUCUCUUGCUUACAACUGUUAUCCAGAUUCAGAAGAUGAUACUGAAGCCCCACCUCCUUAUAGUCCAAUUGGAGAUGAGGUACAGUUGCUCCCAACACCUGAUCGCUCAAAAUACCGUUUGGAUGUAGAAGGUAAUGAAUAUCCCAUUCAUAGUACACCUAACUGCCAUGAUCAUGAACGCAACCACAAAGUGCCUCCUCCCAUAAAGCCAAAACCAAUUGUAACCAAGACAAAUGUGAAAAAACUGGAUCCAAAUCUAUUAAAAACCAUUGAAGCAGGUAUUGGUAAACAAUAUCCCAGAAAAACUAGAAUGAUUUUGGCACCAACUGAUGAUCUUGAACAAUCUGAUAACUAUGCUGAACCUAUAGACACUAUUUUUAAGCACAGGGGUGUUGCUGAUGAUACCUAUAUAACUCCAGAUGAUAGUCAGAAUCGUAUGAUUAAAUUUCGAAAUUCCUCUAUUAUAAAUAAUGCCCAAGGAGAGGAAGAAAAUGGAUUUCCUGAUAGAAUUUCAAAGACCCAUGGAGAAAGACGGCCCUCAAAAUAUAAAUAUAAAUCUAAAACAUUGUUCAGCAAAGCCAAAUCUUAUUAUAGACGAGCACAUUCAGAUGCAAGUGAUGAUGAAGCUUUUACAAUGUCUAAAACAAAAAGAAAAGGAAGACACCGUGGCAGUGAAGAAGAUCCACUUUUAUCUCCUGUGGAAACAUGGAAAGGUGGCAUUGAUAACCCUGCAAUUACAUCUGAUCAAGAGCUGGAUGAAAAAAAGAUGAAGAAGAAAACACAGAAAGUGAAAGAAGACAAGAAGCAAAAAAAGAAAACAAAGACUUUCAAUCCACCAACUCGUAGAAACUGGGAAAGUAAUUAUUUUGGGAUGCCCCUACAAGAUCUGGUUACACCUGAAAAAUCUAUUCCUCUCUUUGUUGAGAAGUGUGUGCAGUUUAUUGAAGAUACAGGUCUGUGUACAGAAGGUCUCUAUCGUGUUAGUGGUAAUAAAACAGAUCAAGACAACAUUCAAAAGCAAUUUGAUCAAGAUCAUAAUAUUAGUCUGGAAUCUAUGGAUGUAACAGUAAAUGCUGUGGCAGGAGCUCUUAAAGCUUUCUUUGCAGAUCUCCCGGAUCCUUUAAUUCCUUAUUCACUGCAUGCAGAAUUAGUUGAAGCAUCAAAAAUUCUUGAUAAGACUGAAAGGCUAUAUGAAUUAAAGGAAAUUGUGAAGAAAUUCCAUCCAGUGAAUUAUGAAGUGUUCAAAUAUGUAAUAACUCAUCUGAACAGAGUUAGUCAACAGAGCAGAACCAACUUAAUGACUGCAGAUAACUUAUCUAUAUGUUUUUGGCCUACUUUGAUGAGACCUGACUUUGAAAACAGAGAAUUCCUGUCAACCACCAAAAUCCUUCAGUCAGUAAUAGAAACAGUCAUUCAACAAUGCCAGUUUUUCUUCUAUGGUGGAGAAAUUUCAGAAAUGUCUGACAAUGUAGCACAUCAGCUUCCAGGUUCAAAUCCAGUACAGAUUUUACCACUACAAUUACCACCACCUCUACAACCUCAGCUAAUACAACCACAGUUGCAAGCAGAUCCUCUUGGAAUUAUUUAAAUAAAACAACUGACAAAAUGAUUUGUCAAGAGCUUGGCAAUGGAUACAGAGGAAACCUGGAUGUGCAUGUUUCAAGAUACAAUGACAACUUCAUUAUGAAAGAAUUUGAACCUAAACUAAGAUAUUUUUGUUUGUAGUCACUCUAUCCACCUUGUUCAUAACACUGCAGGUCAAAAUUAUGUGAUUAGCAUGACUGGAGAGGUUUAAUUUUUUAAAUCAUAAAUAACUAAAGUGCAAAGCUGCUGUUGCAUGAACAUUUACGCAAUCACUAUCAUUUUUGUGACAGUUUGUCACAAUAUAUUGUGAAUAAAACUUUUCUAUAGAAAUGUUAUUAAAUAAAUCAUUUAUGGAACACUCAAUACUUGCAGCCUGCUUUAGGGCUGUUUUUUGUUAUUUAAUUGUCUCCCCUCCCCAUCAUUUUCAUACCAAUUUAGUCCUAUUCUAGACGUAAAAUACAACCAUGUCUUAUUUAGAAAUUGUGAACUACUUAUACUACAUUGCAACAUAUUUUGGAAAAACAAACUGCACUGUUACAAAUGCCACAUUCCCAUACAUUUUUUCUCUUAAACCUGUGGAUAUUUUUUGUUGAGGGCUUUAGAAUUUUUUUCUUGUAGCACAAUACCAAGGACAUGCUUAUUGUAAAAGUGAGUUAAGCACUGUGCAAAUAUGUUAUGAUUAUCUACUUUCCCCUUAAUUUGCAUUAAUUAAUGAAACUUUUUAUAAUACUGUUAAUUCUGUAAGCUGCAUGUUUGAAAGAUCAUUGAAGGUCUUGUAAGCCUAAUAUAUUUUCUAUAUUUUAAUUUUUCCCACUAGAAAAUUCAUUUAGUGUAGAGAAAAUAAUUUGAUGAUUUCAUAUAAAGCUGUAUAACUUUUCGUACAUAAAUGAGAACUUUGCUGUAGUGUGAACUUGCUAAACCAAACAAUCUAGACCAUAAAUUUAACAUAUACACUAUGUCUAUUUUUCUGUGACCCUCUAAAGGUAUAAAAAGCAUUGCUAAUAUAUAGCAAUAAAUACUUUGGGUACUGAAGCAUCUAAAUUUGUAUAUAAAAAGGUAUCUCUCUUCAUUUUUUUUCCUGUGAGCUGUUGUAUUAUAUUUUCAAAAUAACUUUUGCACCAUUUAAAAUUAUUUUCCUUUUUUAUAUUGGUACAAAUAUCUCUCUUAAAGAAUGCUGCUUAAUUUUUAAACAUUCUUAAUUAAUAGUUGAUAGUUAAUAAACGUGGUGAAAGGCUAAUUAUGAAAAAAAUGGAACGGUUUAAAAUAUUUGAAUUGGUUCAGAUUUCUGUUCACAAAUGGGUUUCUUUCAUCUAUACAAGUGUUUCAGUGGAGAGAUCCCAACUUACACAGAUUUCCAAUGCCCCCAAACAGAUUGUUUUCCAUCUCUGGAAUAAAUCUUUAGAGAGGGAGAAUGAAUAAAAGUUGGCCCAUAAGCAGAAUGAAAUUUGCAUCCAGGUCUAAGUUUUCCUUACCAACUUUUUCUUUUAUCUGCAAAAUAGUUUUCUUAAAAAUAAGCUUUAGAAAAAAAGCAUUGCAAUAUCUGAACUAGUUGGGAGAUUUUACUAAUACUGUUGUCAUCUCAUUGUUUACUAUCAGCUGCAGUAUGUAGAACAUUUUUGAAUACUAAGGUAAUUUAAUUUGAUUUUGAUUUUAAAAACUUUUUAAAGGUUCUUAUUGGCCUUCUGAAAUAAAAAUUGCCUUUUUUCGUUAUGUCCUAGGUAUUGUACUUAGAGUUAUGACUUACAUUACCAUUAUACUUAAGAUACCAUAACCCAGGCUGCUGUUAAAAUAUUUGUAUAUUAUAAAUUACCUUGAUAUUUGUGUUAUAUUCUUGCAAGUAAUUAUCUUUUCUACAAAAGCAAAUGCUCUAUUCCAAUUCAAAGCACACAGGAUAUAAAUACAAUAAUAAAAAUUGUCCUGUAAAUGUAGUAGCAUUAAUUUGUUUUACAUCAUCUGCUGUUUAAAUAGCUUUUAUUUAUAGCCAUUAGUUUAACAGAGUCAUUUUAAGAAGAAAAUAAAUUGCAAGCAUUUUGUAAAUGAUUUCUAGGUUGCUAAAGAAUUUAUUUUUCUACUAUAGAUGGUAUGACAAAAGCAUCAAACUGUACAGGAAAAACCAUGUAUUCCUCUUGCAGACAGGCUUAAAUUUCUUGGCCUUAUUCCUUUAAAGGGUAUUCUCCAGCACAAUAACAGUUGAAAUUUAUUUCUGUUUAGAAUUGUCUUUUUGUAUUUUUAGUAUGUCUUUCAUUAAUAUACUCAUAUGGACAGUGUAGGCAAUUUGCUUCAGUGCUGCUCUUAGCUAUCUUUAAGGGUUUAAGGCUUCUUGGUUAUCUUCAGCACCCGUGUGCAGCAGGGCAUAAGUAUAUCUGUAUCUGCAUACCCCAUUACCCAAUGGCAGCAUUUUGAAUUCAUACUCCGAUUUAAAUCUGAAUCAUCUCCAUAAUUACAAGUUCCAUUAUAGCUUUAAAAAAACUCCUGUUGCUUGCCUUUUUUAACUCUGAAAUUCAAAUCGUUGGGAUCCUUUUUGGAGCACUCAGCAACAUUUUUUGAUCUGCUUUUGCUUUAACAGCUUCUCUGGGUGUUUGUAUGCAUUAAUUUCCCCUUAAGCAGAAUUGAUACGGCUCAAUAACAGGAAAAUCCGUCAAUGGGAUAUUUAAAAACUAGCUUCCUUGUAAUAAUUUGAGAUUGUUACCAUAGUGUAA